ACGGCCGCGUAAACACCGUCUACAGUGUCCACACACACUACCUACACGUACGUCGUGCGACCGGCUCGCGUGACGGUCGUGAAUGUGUGGGCGUGUGUGUGUGUGCAAGCUGCGCUUGUAUGCGUGUGUUAGCGUGAUUACACGGAGUUUAAUAAUAAUAUACGAUAGCUGCGGUGUCCGUGCUCGAACGAUUAAUGCGAUCUGUUUCCAUUGAUCUCACUGAACUGCAGCGGCGUUAAAAUGAAAAAAGAGCGGAAAAAACACUGCAAAGACAAAAACAAGAAACAGCCCUCGGAUUCGUGUUCGUCCGGUUGCAGCAGUAUGGAUUGCAUGGGACUACAGCAAAUUCCAUCGUCGCCGCCGCCGAGUUAUGAGCAUAGUUUGCAGGAGCCAGGACAAUCUUCCGAUCACGGUGGCAAUCUGCAACAAAUGACCACGUCCGAUGAAAUUUGCGCCGGAGGGAGUGGUCGGCAAUCGUGUAGCUCUGAGAUCGAAUGUCAAAGUAAUGGAUCACCCGUAAGACAAGAAAUAUUUCAUAAGAGCAGCAAAGAGUUUUAUAAGGCGGUUGCUGCUCAAUGGGGUAUAACGUGCAAGAUGAGCGAUCACUGCAGGUGUCUGGAUUGUCAGAUUGUUCCUUAG
Molecule: messenger RNA, 639 nt
Organism: Diuraphis noxia (Russian wheat aphid)
Lineage: Eukaryota; Metazoa; Arthropoda; Insecta; Hemiptera; Aphididae
Source: RefSeq, a predicted model, not a curated record